Solanum stenotomum is the source of this 477-nucleotide messenger RNA. RefSeq lists its product as uncharacterized. The transcript has a single exon. The coding region runs from base 1 to 477 and encodes 158 amino acids. The record is from RefSeq and is a predicted model, not a curated record. Lineage: Eukaryota; Viridiplantae; Streptophyta; Magnoliopsida; Solanales; Solanaceae.
AUGAUUUUCCUUCGUCAUCAUCUGGAUGAAGGAUUGAAGGUUGAAUACCUUACGGUGAAAGAUCCACUUGAAUUGUGGAUUGGUUUGAAGGAAAGGUAUGACCACCUUAAGGCAACGGUAUUGCCAAGGGCUCGUUAUGAAUGGAUUCACUUGCGGUUACAAGAUUUUAAAACUAUAUGUGAAUAUAAUUCUGUUGUAUACAAAAUUACUUCCCAAUUAAAAUUAUGUGGGGAAGUUAUAAAAGAUGAGGACAUGUUGGAAAAGACUCUCACAACUUUUCAUACCUCAAAUUUGGUAUUACAGCAGCAAUACCGUGAAAGGGGAUUCAAAAAGUAUUCUGAGUUGAUCUCAUGCCUUCUUGUGGCUGAGCAACAUAAUACUCUUUUAUUGAAAAAUCAUAAGGCCCAUCCCACGGGAACUACUCCGUUACCGGAAGCAAAUGAGGUUGAAGCACAUGGCCAGUCUGAAAGAAGAUAA